GUGGGGAGUCCCCGGUAGAGUCACUUAAUGUCUCACUCUCGUGGCGUGCUUCUCGGAGGAGAGGCGGUGCUGUAACGGCAUUAAACAGCAGCGGUGCAGCUUGGCGGCUGGGGGUGGGGGGAAAGCGAGUGCGGUGGAGACCCUUCUACUUCAAUAGCAUUGUAACGUAAAACGGGGAUAAAUACGCGGUCCAGGGUUCACCGCCUGGAAGUGCACGCUGGAACCUCUUGUUACAGGAACGGCUUGUCAAGUGGCGUAUUCAUGAAUCUCAUUUGAAGGCAUCGCGGCCGGAUUCAGUCUCCCUGUCUGGAACCCCGUUCCUCUUCGACUGCGGCAUUCAUUGAGUUGCGACCCUGGAAGUCAACAGGAGACCGAGGAGCAGCAGCGAGAGCAGCGGCGCUGGUCGAAGAGUCAAGCUGGGGGUUCCCCCGGACGGAGUCGUAGCGGCUGCCGAUAGCAUGGACGGUCUGGCCGUAGAAGUCCGCGGCUCCAAUGGAGCCUUCUAUAGGGGCUUCAUAAAGGAUGUACAUGAGGACUCCGUUACAAUUGUGUUUGAGAACAAUUGGCAGCCAGAGCGACAACUUCCCUUCAGUGAUGUUCGACUACCACCACCUGCAGACUACCACAAGGACAUUGGCGAAGGAGAGGAGGUUGAGGUAUACUCCAGAGCUAAUGAGCAUGAACCUUGUGGUUGGUGGUUGGCUAGGGUUCGAAUGAUGAAAGGAGAAUUUUAUGUAAUAGAGUAUGCUGCCUGUGAUGCCACCUACAAUGAAAUUGUGACGCUUGAGCGAAUUCGACCAGUGAAUCCCAACAGCCCUGCCACUUCAAGUAGCUUCCAUAAAGUGACAAUCCCCGUGCCUGAAGACCUCCGGGAAACCUGUUCGAAUGACUCCAUACAUAAAGACUUCAGGAAAGCUAUUGGAGCCAACUGCAUUUUCUACAGCACUGCCAGCCAUGAACUGAUAGUACUAUCCACAAGUGAGUCCACAGUGAAAAGAGCUUCCCUGUUAAGUGACAUGCAUUUCCGAAGUAUCCGCACCAAACUUAUGUUGAUGUCCCGAAAUGAAGAAGCAACCAAACAUUUAGAGACAAGUAAGCAGCUGGCAUCAGCCUUCCAGGAGGAAUUUCAAGUUCGGGAGGAUCUGAUGGGGCUGGCUAUUGGCACCCAUGGAGCAAACAUCCAGCAGGCCAGGAAAGUGCCUGGAGUGACAGCUAUUGAACUAGAAGAGGACAGCUGUACCUUCCGUAUCUAUGGCGAGACCCCUGAAGCUGUAAAGCAAGCCCGUAUGUAUCUGGAGUUUGGGGAAGAUUUCAUUCAAGUCCCGCGCACAUUAGUAGGUAAAGUGAUUGGAAAAAAUGGGAAGGUAAUUCAAGAAAUUGUGGACAAGUCAGGAGUAGUAAGAGUACGAAUUGAGGGAGACAAUGACAAAAAAUUGCCACGAGAAGAGGGCAUGGUUCCAUUUGUGUUUGUUGGCACCAAGGAGAAUAUUAGCAAUGCCCAGGCUCUCUUGGAAUACCACCUUGCCUACUUACAGGAGGUUGAACAGCUGCGUCUUGAACGGCUACACAUAGAUGAGCAGCUACGGCAAAUUGGAGUGGGCUAUCGGGCACCUCCUAGCCGUAGUGGUGGAACUGGUGGUGCUGAACGGGACAAAGGCUAUCUCACUGAUGAGAGUAAUUCCUCCCUUCAUGGUACUCGAACUUACGGGGGCAGAGGACGAGGACGCAGGACUAACAAUCACAAUUCUGGAUAUGGUGAGAGAACAGAAGGCACAAAUUCUGAACAGUCAAAUGCCUCUGAAUCUGAAGAUGUAAAUGAGCGUGAGCCACGGCCUCGGGGCACAGGAGAGGAGAGAGCCCGUCGUGGAGGACGAGGUCGAGGAAUGGGACCUUCUGGCCGUGGCCGAGGAGGAUCAGGAAGUAGGCCACUUAACACUAUUAGUUCUGUCCUAAGAGAUCCUGACAGUAACCCCUAUUCCCUCUUGGAUGGAGCUGCAGAGACUGACCAGACUGGAGACACCGAUGCCAGUGAAAGCCAAACCAGCGCAGAGAGACGUAGAAGAUCUCGCAGACGUAAAACUGACCAAGACCCCAGUGUAAUGGAUGGGGCCGUGGAAUCAGACAGUCACUCUGUUAGUGAGAAUGGCAUUGAAGAUGACAGCAAGCCCCAACGGCGGAACCGGAGCCGGCGCCGCCGCAACCGUGGGGCCCGGAUUGAUGGAGGCUCUGCAAGCAGAGACCGCCAACCAGUAACUGUUGCAGAUUACAUUUCCCGUGCAGAAUCGCAAAGCCGUCAGAAACUACCGCAGAAAAACAAAGCAGAGAAGCCUCGGGAAGAAGUGACACUUUCUACUGAGCCAAAGGAAAAAGGCAACAACAAAGCCACCAAACGAACCCCCAGCUCAGAGAAGAAUAGUGCUGAAACUGACACAAAAGAUGAACCAGCAUCUCUCGUCAACGGAGUCUCGUAAAUGAAGAAAUGAAGAAUGAUGCGCUAAAUGAUGGGGCCAUGGCCUCAGAACCUUUUCUCUAUGGUGACCUGCUUGCAUUGAUGUUAACAGAAAAAAACAUGAAACAAUACAAAUGAAAAAAAAAAAAUCCACACAACCUACUUAACACAAACACUACGUACAAUAUGUAUCCUACAUAUCUAAGAAACAAUCUUUAGCUAUCUAUCUUAUCUAUCAGUACUAGUGCUUAUUUAACUAGCUUGCCAAAAAAGCUGAUGGAUAUGUUUUUGGUGUUUAAGGAAAAAAAAAUCAACAGAAUGUGACAUUUUCGUUUUCUUUUUGUUUGUUUUCUGACCGGACUGGACUUGGCUGCGCUCCCCUAUUGUUAGGUGGGGGUGGAGUGAGUGAGAGAGUAAUUGAGAAGGGAGUAGCUGGCAGUGGAUUAACUUUGGGUGGUGUUGGGAUGGGGUUGAGCGAGGGG
Erpetoichthys calabaricus (reedfish) is the source of this 2931-nucleotide messenger RNA. It is a transcript of the gene fxr2, whose product is annotated as FMR1 autosomal homolog 2. The record is from RefSeq and is a predicted model, not a curated record. Bases 459 to 2471 code for a protein of 670 amino acids. NCBI's taxonomy places the organism in Eukaryota, Metazoa, Chordata, Cladistia, Polypteriformes, Polypteridae. Gene Ontology annotation, cellular component: nucleus; postsynaptic density; neuronal cell body. The transcript is spliced from 17 exons. Gene Ontology annotation, biological process: regulation of modification of synaptic structure; regulation of mRNA stability; regulation of dendrite morphogenesis. Gene Ontology annotation, molecular function: translation regulator activity; mRNA 3'-UTR binding; protein homodimerization activity.